Molecule: messenger RNA, 1137 nt
Organism: Anoplopoma fimbria (sablefish)
Lineage: Eukaryota; Metazoa; Chordata; Actinopteri; Perciformes; Anoplopomatidae
Product: pinopsin-like
Exons: 5
Coding region: 1-1137 (378 amino acids)
Biological process (GO): G protein-coupled receptor signaling pathway; visual perception
Cellular component (GO): membrane; photoreceptor outer segment
Molecular function (GO): G protein-coupled receptor activity
Source: RefSeq, a predicted model, not a curated record
AUGGUGAUCCUCCUGCAGCAUAGCAACAACCUCAGCACCGGGCACAGCUCCGCGUCGGACCCCGCUGCGGCCUCGCUGGGCCGGGCGGGUCACACCGCGGCCGCCGUAGUCCUCGGAUUCAUCCUGGUCCUGGGUUUCCUCGGUAACUUCCUCGUGCUCACGGUGUUCUCGCGCUUCCCCGGGCUGGUGACUCCGGUGAACGUGCUGCUGAUCAACAUCAGCGCGAGCGACAUGCUCAUCUGCAUCUCCGGGACUCCGCUGAGCUUCGCAGCCAGCGUGCGUGGCAGGUGGCUGACCGGGUCCUACGGGUGCCGGUGGUACGGUUUCUCCAACGCGUUUUUCGGUAUAGUAUCUUUGGUGUCUCUCUCUCUGCUGUCCUUGGAGCGAUACUUGGCGUUGCUAGUCAGAACCCACUCGGACUCGAACCCCUCUCAGUACCGCCGAGCCAGGCUCGCUGUAGCGGCCUCCUGGCUCUACUCGCUGGUCUGGACUCUGCCCCCGCUGCUCGGCUGGAGCAGCUACGGGCCGGAGGGUCCCGGCACCACCUGCUCCGUUCAGUGGCACCAGCGCUCGACCGCAGCUCGCUCCUACAUCAGCUGUUUGUUCGUCUUCUGCCUGCUGCUGCCACUGCUGCUCAUGUUCUUCUGCUAUGGGAGGAUCCUGCUGGCUGUGCGAGCCGUGGCAGGACAGGUCACCAGGAUCAAUCGGUCCUCAGCUGAGCGGAGGGAAGGCCGUGUCCUUCUAAUGGUGGUCUCCAUGGUGACAGGCUACCUAUUGUGCUGGAUGCCAUAUGGUGUUGUGGCGAUGCUGGCAGCCUUUGGAAAGCCCGGCGUGGUGCCGCCUGCUGCCAGUUUGAUCCCAUCCCUGCUGGCAAAGACCAGCACCGUCCUCAACCCUGUUAUUUAUGUGCUGCUCAACAACCAGUUCUCCAGGUGUCUCCUGUAUAUGAUCAGGUGCAGCUCAGAAGCCCCUCCCACCCAAGUUCACCAUAUUCUGCCCAGCAGAAGGGGUGUGUGGCGUCACGCUCCCCACCCACCACCAACAGAGGAACAAAACACAGUGCAUGCCAUGUUCACAUCCAGAGACCAGCAAGAACAAGGGCCUGCUCUGGUGCUAGUGGCUCAAUAUGCAACAUAG